AUGAAAUAUAUUGUUAUUUUUUCUUUUUUGUCCCUUUUUAAUGCUCUUAAGUUUGGAAAUUCUAUUAUUCGACCAAAUGAAAAAAAUAAAAAAACAUUUGUCUUUUCUGGAGACGUUGAUUUAGAUAAUAAAUAUUCGAAAGGAGAUGAAUCAUCAGAAAGUAAUAAUGAAGUUGAAGAAAAUGAUAUGAAUAGGAUUAUAAGGGAGAACAUAGCUGCUACCGAAUCUGAUAAAAAUAUAAAAAAUAUUGUUAAUGAGUCCGAGAAUAUGAUUAAACAGAAAUACAAUAUCAAUGAGUUGCCGCCAUCGGGUCUUACUGAAGAAGAAGAAGAAGAGGCCAGGGAGGAUAGUGAAUUUUUAUCUGACCACUUGGAAGAAUCAGCUCAAAAUUUUUCAUCAUCAGAUGGCCAAAAUGAAGAUCUGAAGGAAAAAGAAACGGAAUCCGAAAAUAUAAAGAAAUAUCAAGCGGAGGUCAUCAAUGCAAUGAACAAAGAUACAAUAUACAAAAAAAUGGAUUCUAAUAAAAUAGAAGAAGCUGAGCAUAUGACUGAUGAUUCAGAUGAGGUAUGCAUUCAAGAUUACUCAUUGCCAUGCCCCUUUAACUUUUUUCGAACGAGCUCGGGUUGCGUUCCCCUACCAUCGUAUGAAGGCCCAUGCAAUGAGGUGCAGGAGAAGCUGAUGUACUUGUACGACAACCAGAAGGAAAGUUGGGCUGACAUUUGUGACUCAAAUUGGGAAUGCCUACCUUUAAAGUGUAAAUAUGGAACCGACUACAAUGCAGUGUGUCCUAUAAAUUGGAUUGAUAUUGGAAAAGGAGUAUGCCGAAGUUUAUAUAAAAAUAAUAAAUGUAGAAGUGCUAUUGAUUUUUCUGAUAAAACCAUAUCUGAAAAAAAAGAAUUCGAAACAUUAUGUGGAAUAAGAUGGCGAUGUAAAUCAGUAAUUUAUGAAACUAAUUUUGAUUCUCUAUGUCCAUUAUAUUGGACAAAAAUAGAUCAGUAUAAAUGUAAAUCACCAAAUGAUUAUAAUGGACCAUGUCCCAAAAUAUCAAACUUUAAAAAAUAUAAUACCGAAGAAGGAAAAAAAAGUAUCGAAAUUGCCUGCUUAGUUAAUUGGCCUUACACUAUCAGAGUUAAUGAAUAUGAACGAGACUACAAUACACCGUGUCCAAUUGGAUGGUUUCUACUAAAUAACGGAUUUUGCCGUGCCCCAGAAAAUUAUAUAAAAAGUUCAAAGUGCAAUGAUGAGGUUGGAUUUUUUAAUAUGACUUCACAACAAAAGGAAUCUUUUUCCAUUUCUUGUAAUGUGGAUUUUCCUUUUAAAGAUCGAGAGAAUUGCCAACGUAACUACUCGUUCAAAUGCCCUUUAGGGUGGAUACCGUCAAAUCAAGAAGGAUUUUGUAAAUCACCAAUUAAUUAUAAAAGUAAAAUUUGUAAAUCAUAUUCUAAAUUUCAAAAUGUUUCAGAUAGUCAGAGAAAUUAUUAUUUAAAGUUUUGUAAUAUAGAUUGGCCAUGUAUAUCUGAAAUUCAAAAUUCACAUAUAUAUACUAAGUUACCCUUUAAUUAUUCUGGGGAACGACAACCAAAAUGGGAUAAUGGCCCAGUUGACUCAAUAACCGGAUCAAUUAUUUAA
Messenger RNA from Plasmodium vinckei vinckei, 1629 nucleotides. RefSeq names its product CPW-WPC family protein. The record is from RefSeq and is a predicted model, not a curated record. Bases 1 to 1629 code for a protein of 542 amino acids. NCBI's taxonomy places the organism in Eukaryota, Apicomplexa, Aconoidasida, Haemosporida, Plasmodiidae. The transcript has 11 exons.